AAGCUGAUGAAUUUCUGGCUCAUGGCGCAGAGAUGCACAUGUAUUAUGACAUAAUCUGUGUACCUAGUAAGCAACUUAUUAGAGCCAGUGUCAGAAGUUCUUGAACAAUAUCUCCGAGAUGGCCGCGUCAACAAAAACGAAAACUACAGCGGAAGACUUCCUCGAAGUUCAAAAUCAUCUGAACGAAAUGAUGCUUUGCAUGGACGGGAUGACAACACUCAAGACUCGUGAGGAGACUGACUCCGCGGCCGCACGCUUCGCGCAACUAUUCACUGAAGACGGCGAGAUUGAAAUCGUAAAGAUGCAAGCGACGAAAAGGGGUACGGAGGAAAUUCAGGGCUUCUGUAGGUUUCUGCAGGAAAAGUUUGCAGGCUCACAACACUGGGAAGGAAAUAUAGUUCUUAAGGAUUGCAGCUCCACUACUUCAUCUGGUGGCGGGAAAGGGGAAGAUGGUGCAGCUGUUGGGAAUGAUUAUACAACUACAGCCACUAUGAUAUCGAAUAUUAGUUACUGGCGCGCUAUGAAUGCCAGCACCGGGGCGCACGUUUCGUGUGGAACGCACGAAGAUAUUUUCGUCUUGGUGGAUUCAACAGGAGACUUCGGCCAAAGGUGGAAGUGUCAGAAGCGAAUUAUACGCCAUUCGACCUGAAGAAAUUCAAUAAAAAAUGUGCUCUCCUUUGCUUCAAAUAUCUGAAAAGAGUUUCAAAUG
Amoebophrya sp. A25 is the source of this 709-nucleotide messenger RNA. NCBI's taxonomy places the organism in Eukaryota, Dinophyceae, Syndiniales, Amoebophryaceae. The record is from the annotation of a GenBank genome assembly.